Clavispora lusitaniae ATCC 42720 is the source of this 588-nucleotide messenger RNA. NCBI's taxonomy places the organism in Eukaryota, Fungi, Ascomycota, Pichiomycetes, Serinales, Metschnikowiaceae. The record is from RefSeq and is a predicted model, not a curated record.
AUGUGGACACGGUGCACCUUCUCAUCGACACAUACAAAUGUUCUGUGCGGGCCAAGGACAAAAUGGGUCGAACGGCGCUCCACCGGGCUGCGGCAGGCGGAAGCCAGCCGCUUGUCAAGCGCUUGGUCGCUGCUGGGGCUGUCGUCAGCGCCACAGACAAGGACGGGUGGACUGCGCUCCACCACGCCUUGGCAGAGGGCCAUGGCGACGUGGCAGUGCUCUUGGUGCAAUUGGGUGCCGACACAGGCGCAGCAGACAGCUCUGGAGCCACGCCCGUGGACGUCGCAAACGAGCAAGUGCGGGCGUACUUCACGCGGGCUGUGGGACUAUAGUGACAUUUGUAGCACUUCAAUAAUCACAAUCGAAAAGACAUUUGUAGAGAUGGGCCUGGCAGGCCUGCACCCGUGCCCCACGUCCCAAAAGGGUAGAAUGGUGAGGUUUGUCAGACGUGCGCACUAUGCGCACAUGCCCCACUUCCGGUGUUCGCCGCCCUCGGGACCCUCGGCCGGCGGCCCCGGCAUUUGCUGCAUUGGGCAGAAUCAAAACACCGCAAGCGGCAACCGGUGGGCUCUAUGCAUGCUCCCUUAA